Messenger RNA from Acanthoscelides obtectus, 487 nucleotides. The record is from the annotation of a GenBank genome assembly. Lineage: Eukaryota; Metazoa; Arthropoda; Insecta; Coleoptera; Chrysomelidae.
AAUGUAUAGUUGCAGAAAAUAGAUGAUAUUAUCAGCAUUGAGUCCUGUGGAAAAAAAUUAUGACACCUUUGCUUCUAGGCAUCAAAGUACCAUAAGUCUCAUUGUACCAGAGGUCGGCGAAGCAAUAAUUUCAAAUUUAAUGAAAACAUGCAUAAAGCUUCCAAGUAGUGCUGAAGAAUGGAAAAGAGUAGCAGAUGAGUUCUACAUCAUGUGGGAUUUCCCUUUCUGCUUAGGAGCUUUAGAUGGCAAACAUGUUGAUUUUGAAGCGCCUAAAAAUGUACGCUCGUUUUAUUAUAAUUAUAAAGGACGAAACAGCAUAGUUCUCCUAGGACUUGUAGAUGUCAACUAUAAAUUUGUAUAUGUUGAUGUAGGUGUAAAUGGCAGGGUUAGUGAUGCGGGUGUUUUUAGAGAAAGCAGUCUCAGAACGGGAACUGACAGAAUUUUCUACUAUCCUACAACAGAUUUAGAAUUCUCAGAAGAACAAUAA